This is a messenger RNA of Puccinia graminis f. sp. tritici CRL 75-36-700-3, 669 nucleotides long. RefSeq lists its product as uncharacterized. Bases 10 to 420 code for a protein of 136 amino acids. Gene Ontology annotation, cellular component: ribonuclease P complex. The record is from RefSeq and is a predicted model, not a curated record. Gene Ontology annotation, biological process: tRNA 5'-leader removal. Gene Ontology annotation, molecular function: ribonuclease P RNA binding. NCBI's taxonomy places the organism in Eukaryota, Fungi, Basidiomycota, Pucciniomycetes, Pucciniales, Pucciniaceae. The transcript has 4 exons.
GGAGAAAAGAUGGUCAGAUUCAAAAACAGAUACUUACUCAUUCAGUUAAUCUAUGGUCCCCACGAGAGCUCGACGAUCGGGUCUAAUCAUCAGUCAGGACCAUCAGGAACCAAGCAAGUUAACGAAAAGAGUCUGAUCGACUUGAUCCGGCAAUCCAUCCAACUCAACUUCGGUGACCUUGGAGCCGGUGAAGCUGGUGCUGAUCUCACGGUCAAGUAUUAUUCACCCACUACGUCCAACUUAAUCCUCAGGUGCAAGAGAGAUCAAGUCACAAAAGUUAGAGCGAGCUUACUAUUCAUCAACCAAAUCAACCCUCAAACUCCAGUGAUCUUCAACGGCAUUCAUGUCUCAGGGACGAUUCGGAAAACGCAGAGCUUUCUGAUCGAGUUCGAUCGUCAACAGAUCUUAUCUUUCGAUUAAAGAUCUUCAUCUCCUACGUACUGAUCUUUCGAUCCAGCUCACUCUUCUCAAAAACACGCAAACACAAUUAUUCACUUAUCCGAAAAAAACAUCUAAGAACGCGUCUUACGAUCUUCCACAACAAACCACCAGUCAGCUUAUAACAGUCCGCUUGGAAAAAAUAAAAAAAAACUCAACCUGCCAUCACUUCAGUUGUAAUAAUAUCAUACCACCACUCGUUCAUUUUGGUUUUUGUUGACCAUCACAGCC